AUGCAAUCAAAUCUUCGUCUCAUUCAGAGUGGUUUCGGCUUGAAUCAUGUGACAGCAGCCUCCUCCAAUUCUACAUCCGAACCACUCAUCUCCAAAGGAAUUGCCAUUGCCAUCGGAGUGGGCAGUUUUGCAUUCGUUUCCUUGUUGAUGGCUGUCAUUGUCAUUGCAGUGGUAAUUGUGGUGUUAAAAAAUCGAAAGAAUCGACACAAAAGAUAUUAUAAACAUUACCAGAGACAUUCCUAUUCAGCAAGCUCUGCGUCAUACUAUGAUGCGAAUGAGGUGUUGCCUGGAUAUUUGCGAUAA
Molecule: messenger RNA, 303 nt
Organism: Naegleria fowleri
Lineage: Eukaryota; Heterolobosea; Eutetramitea; Acrasida; Naegleriidae
Exons: 1
Coding region: 1-303 (100 amino acids)
Source: RefSeq, a predicted model, not a curated record